This is a messenger RNA of Paralichthys olivaceus (Japanese flounder), 945 nucleotides long. The record is from RefSeq and is a predicted model, not a curated record. NCBI's taxonomy places the organism in Eukaryota, Metazoa, Chordata, Actinopteri, Pleuronectiformes, Paralichthyidae.
AUGGCAAAACAUAACGUCAGCCUUCUGAUUGCGCUGGUCCUGGCACUGGUUUUCUUCAUCAUCACUCUGGUCUUUAAUGCUCUGGCAGGGCCGGGAAUAUAUCCUUUUCUGCGGAGCACCGGUAACAUUUCCGAUGAGUUUGUGACCCAGAUCACACCUUCAGGAUGGACCUUUGCCAUUUGGUCAAUCAUUUACACCUUCCUGGCUUUAGUGGUGCUUUACAUCUUAUCUGGCAUCUGUAGGAAGAAUGCAUAUGGUUACGUCUACUGCAGCCCUGCUGUUUUGCCACAUGGGUUUUUCGUGGUUUGGUGUUUAAACCUGGGCUUGAACACAGGGUGGUUGUUCCUGUGGGACAGAAGGUUGAUGCCUGCUGCUCUAGUUGUCCUCAUCCUGAUCGCCUUGACCAACUACCUCGUAAUAUUCUUCUCCUGCUACGCCCUCCACAACUAUGGAGCCUGGCUCAACAAGUACCACAAAGUCGACCUGUGGCUCCACCGUGUGUUGAUUCAAAACGGUGUCGCCACAUAUGCAACAUGGACGACCAUUGCGUCCCUGGUGAACCUGGCUGUGGUGCUGGAUUAUAAUGCAAACAUGUCCCAGACGGAUGCUUCCACUGUGUCUCUCUCAGUUUUGACUGUGGUGUUAUUUGUGUGGUUUGUUUUGGAAAACUUGGUCCUUGACAAACAUGUGCGGUACAUCCUCAUCAUCUACCCUGUGGUGAUCUGGGCUCUUACUGGAAACCUGGACAAAAACUAUGACGAUGUGUCACCCGGACUCAAUGGCAUCUUUAUUGCUGUGCUGCUGGCCGUCGCCUCUGUGAUGUUUGUCGUCAGGAUUGUUUUGGUGGUUUGGAGACACAUCAAACAGCCGCUCUACGAAGACGUCAGUGCAGAUGCCAUGGAGCCGAUGGACAUUGCCAAGAAGCAGAAGAAGAUAUUUCGCUAA